This is a messenger RNA of Jatropha curcas, 751 nucleotides long. Its product is annotated as DIS3-exonuclease-like protein. NCBI's taxonomy places the organism in Eukaryota, Viridiplantae, Streptophyta, Magnoliopsida, Malpighiales, Euphorbiaceae. The record is from RefSeq and is a predicted model, not a curated record.
AAAACACAGAUAUCUGAUGUAAUUGCCUUAAGUUCGUUGAAUUUCUAGAAUUCUGUCUUAUCUCCCUCCGCCUUCCACUUUCUUCCGUUCCCAUAUCGGAUUUCUGUGUACCCUUAUCUUGCCUGAGAUUUCAUCACCGACCCGUAUAUAAACCCAACCUCUACUUUUCUCCGCAAAUAAAAAUAUCAAAACACCAUCUUUAAUAUUCGGAACCUUUUACUUUUCUAUAAUCUUGCAAAUCAGGAAGAACUUUCUUUCUCCAUUGCAAAUAAAGAACCAAGAAAGUCUGUUUUUUUUUUUUUUUUGUUUCAAGGAAGUUUCAACUUUGUGGGUUUGGUUUAAAUAAUGUUGCAGCUUUUCUUUACAGUGGCUUUCUCUGCAGUGCCUUUGACUCUGUAUGUGCCGCCAGUAAGGAGCUUGAAUCUGUUUGUGGAGACUAUGGAAGAUCUAUUCAGAGAGUCGAGAGCAUAUACUAAUAGAAUCUAUCCGCGUGCAAGGCACGUGUGGUCUAGGCUCUUGGAUCUCUUGCUUUGCAAUUUGAGGUUAGAUUAGAGGAUGUUUCCUUAUUGUACAUUCUUUUUUCUUUCUUUUAUUUAAAUUUCUUGGGUCAUCAAUGGAUAUCUGUGUCUAAGGAGCUUGUUUUUGUUGGCUAUGUUUCUUGUUACUGCGGAAAUAUGUUCUAUAGAAAAAAUCUGUGAGCUCUUUGAGGAUGUUGUUCUAUUAAUAAAGGUUGCUCUCUCAUUACUCUCUC